Nylanderia fulva is the source of this 1033-nucleotide messenger RNA. RefSeq names its product ribosomal protein LP0-like (gene RpLP0-like). The record is from RefSeq and is a predicted model, not a curated record. Gene Ontology annotation, biological process: rRNA processing; nuclear-transcribed mRNA catabolic process; ribosomal large subunit assembly. Lineage: Eukaryota; Metazoa; Arthropoda; Insecta; Hymenoptera; Formicidae. Gene Ontology annotation, cellular component: preribosome, large subunit precursor; nucleolus. Gene Ontology annotation, molecular function: RNA binding.
UAACGUUGUCAUCCGAAUGAAAAAACUUUCCAUCGUAAAUAUCGACAUCGACAAAACAAAUAGAAGUUUCGUAGCAAAAUUUAUUACUUACGCAGAAGGUGCACGCGCCUAAUUUUCUUCACCAUAUAUCUAUUCCUUGUCACGUGACUCAAUUUUAGUUCGCUGACAGUCCGAGCGAAUGGCGCUGAAACCUGAAAAAGAGUGUGUUUGUACAAUCACGUGUAUAUUUGGAUAUUUGUUAAUUCUAUUUCUUUCUGCAAAAGAAUUUAAUCUCGAAGAUGCCAAUUUCAAAGAGGGACAAAAAAGUAUCUCUUACUAAAACCAAUAAGAAAGGCUUAGCUUUGAAACAGCGGAUCGUAGAAGAUGUUAAGAAAUGUGUAGAAGAGUACAAUCGCAUAUUCUUAAUCUCUGUUCAAAAUACACGCAAUACUAAGCUUCUUGAUUUGCGUACAGAAUGGAAAGACAGUAGAUUCUUUUUUGGAAAACUUAGAAUAAUUGCAUUGGGACUGGGAAAAUCACAAGAGACAGAGGUUGCAGAUGGCAUACAUAAAUUGGCUAAUGCGAUAAAAAAUCAUUCGAUGAAAGGUCAAUGUGGCCUAUUAUUUACUAACAGAUCAAAGAAAGAGGUAAUGGAAUGGACAGAAGAGUAUGAAGAAAUGGAGUUUGCUCGUUCUGGAUUUGUAACACCUCAUACAAUUGAAUUACCAGAGGGACCUUUGUCACAAUUUCAACACACUAUGGAACCACAAUUAAGAAAACUGGGUUUGCCUACCUCAUUGCAAAAGGGAGUUAUCACUUUAACUAAACCAUUCAAAAUUUGUCAGAAAAAUGAUGUACUGACACCGGAACAGGCACAAAUUCUGAAAUUAUUGGAUAAACCAUUAGCAGUUUUUAAGUUGUUACUUUUGGGAGUGUAUACAAAGAAGCAUGGUUUUAAAAAACUUAAAGCAGCAGAUAAUGCAGAAGUAAAUGAUGAGGAAGAAAUGGAUGUAGAAAACAAUGAAUAAAAACAUUUGUUGAUUAUAAAAAGAAA